Molecule: messenger RNA, 2811 nt
Organism: Ochotona princeps (American pika)
Lineage: Eukaryota; Metazoa; Chordata; Mammalia; Lagomorpha; Ochotonidae
Gene: ASCC2
Product: activating signal cointegrator 1 complex subunit 2
Exons: 20
Coding region: 172-2430 (752 amino acids)
Biological process (GO): regulation of DNA-templated transcription
Molecular function (GO): ubiquitin binding
Source: RefSeq, a predicted model, not a curated record
UUUCCCGGAGGCCGUUGGUGGUGCCGGGGGCGGGACCGGACCGAGGCUUCCUGUCUGCGCCUGCGGAAUAGCCGUUUGACCCCGGAAGUGCGGGCUCCCCGGCAGCUGUCAUCGUGGACGGCGGCGGCUCAUCGCCGGUGGUGGAGCCGCCUAGGAGGGUCACGCAGCACAAUGCCAGCUCUGCCCUUGGACCAACUCCAGAUCACCCACCAGGACCCGAAGACUGGAAAGCCGAGGACGUCACCAGCGCUGCACCCCGAGCAGAAGGCAGACCGGUAUUUUGUGUUAUACAAACCGCCCCCUAAAGACAACAUCCCCGCCCUAGUGGAGGAGUACCUGGAACGCGCCACCUUCGUAGCCAAUGACCUCGACUGGCUCCUGGCCUUGCCUCACGAUAAAUUCUGGUGCCAGGUUAUCUUUGACGAGACCCUGCAGAAGUGCCUGGAUUCCUACCUGCGCUAUGUCCCUCGGAAGUUUGACGAGUGGGUGGCCCCAAGCCCCGAGGUCGCUGACAUGGAGAAACACCUCCACCGGAGUGUUUUUCUCACCUUCCUCCGCAUGUCCACGCACAAGGAGUCCAAAGAGCACUUCCUGUCCCCCGCUGCAUUUGGAGAAAUACUCUACAACAACUUCCUCUUCGACAUCCCAAAGAUCCUGGACCUCUGCGUGCUCUUUGGAAAAGGCAACUCCCCACUCCUCCAGAAGAUGAUAGGAAACAUCUUUACCCAGCAGCCAAGUUACUAUAACGACCUGGAUGAAACCAUACCCACCAUCCUUCAGGUCUUCAGCAAUAUCCUCCAGCACUGUGGUCUGCAAGGGGAAGGGGCCAGCACCACGCCCCAGAAGCUUGAGGAGAGGGGCCGGCUGACGCCCAGCGACAUGCCUCUCCUGGAACUAAAGGACAUUGUCCUCUACCUUUGCGAUACCUGCACUACACUCUGGGCCUUCCUGGACAUCUUCCCUCUGGCGUGCCAAACCUUCCAGAAACACGACUUCUGUUACAGACUCGCUUCCUUUUACGAAGUGGCAAUUCCCGAAAUGGAGUCUGCAAUGAAGAAGCGGAGGCUUGAAGACAGCAAGCUGCUGGGAGACCUGUGGCAGAGGCUCUCCCAUUCCAGGAAGAAGCUGAUGGAGAUUUUCCAUGCCAUCCUGAAUCAGAUCUGCCUGCUUCCCAUCCUCGAGAGCGGCUCUGACAACGUCCAGAGCUUCAUUGAAGAAUUUCUCCAGAUCUUCAGCUCCUUGCUACAGGAGAAGAGGUUCCUGCGGGACUAUGAUGCACUCUUCCCAGUGGCCGAAGACAUCAGCUUGCUGCAGCAGGCCUCGUCCGUCUUGGACGAGACACGGACGGCCUACAUCCUCCAGGCAGUGGAAAGUGCGUGGGAAGGGGUGGAGAGACAGAAAGCCACAGGCACUAGAGACUCGUCUGUGGCCGAGGACCUCAACAGGGAAUCCAAUGGAGUCACAACGACAACAGAGACAAUCAGUGAGAAACUGCCACACCCGGACAACUCAGAGGAAGAGGAGUGUUUGGGAGCAACUGCUGCUCCGGCCGCCAGCGUGAGCGGCGUGGAGCUGGACUCGCUCAUCUCCCAGGUGAAGGACCUGCUGCCAGACCUCGGCGAGGGCUUCAUCCUGGCCUGCCUGGAGCACUACCACUACGACUCGGAGGAGGUCAUCAACAACAUCCUGGAGCAGCGACUGGCCCCGGCCCUCAGCCAGCUGGACCGCAGCUUAGACAGACAGGUGCAGCCAGACCCCACGCCCCUGCUCACCUCUCGGCACAACGUUUUCCAGAACGAUGAGUUUGAUGUGUUCAGCAGGGACUCCGUGGACCUGAGCCGGGUGCACAAGGGCAGGAGGAAGGAGGAGAACGUACGGAGCCUGAUAAAUGACAAGCGAGCGGUGGCAGCGCAGCGGCAACGCUACGAGCAGUACAGCGUGGUGGUGGAGGAGGUGCCCCUGCAGCCAGGAGACUACCAUGGUGACGACUACGAGGAUGAGUAUGACGACACAUACGACGGCAACCAGGUGGGCGCCAACGAUGCAGACUCGGAUGAUGAGCUCAUAAGCCGCAGGCCCUUCACCAUCCCUCAGGUGCUGAGAACCAGAGUUCCCGGAGAAGGGCAGGAGGAAGAUGAUGACGACGAGGAGGAGGAGGUGGAAAAUGAAGUCCCCAAGCCCGACCAUUUCGUGCAAGACCCUGCAGUGCUGAGGGAGAAGGCAGAAGCCAGGCGCAUGGCAUUCCUCGCCAGGAAGGGGUACCGGCAUGACAGCUCCGCCACAGUGACCGGCAACCCGCGAGGCCAUGGGCAGAGUCGUGAGACCACACAGGAACGCAGGAGGAAGGAAGCCAACAAAGCGACAAGAGCUAACCACAACCGGAGAACCAUGGCCGACCGUAAGAGAAACAAAGGCAUGAUUCCCUCCUGAGACUGCUGUGCCUGGGCCAGCACAGAGGGCCUGCCUGCCAGCCAGCCAGCCAGCCCCCUGCAGGGGCCACAACCUCAGUAAGACCCCUCUACAGCCUCUCAGCUUUGCAGCCCCUGAGAAGGCUGCCUCGUCGCCUCCCAGCCCGCUGUGAGCGCCUUCUUGCAGAACACACCAGUGCCUUAACCCACAGCGGAGGAACCCGAGAGACCAGCAAGCAGGCACCUCCCCCCAGAUGUGCUGGCGGGGAAAUGGACAGGGAUGGAGCCCCGAGGCCUCCACGCCUCAUACAGCAAGACAUCACUUCUAUUUUUUCCUGAACAGCAGGAAACCUACCAAAAAAAAAAGUCUGCAAAUAAAGUUUUUGACCGUUUCAAGCACUGA